Anguilla anguilla (European eel) is the source of this 4197-nucleotide messenger RNA. RefSeq names its product limb development membrane protein 1-like (gene lmbr1l). Gene Ontology annotation, biological process: receptor-mediated endocytosis; signal transduction. The record is from RefSeq and is a predicted model, not a curated record. Lineage: Eukaryota; Metazoa; Chordata; Actinopteri; Anguilliformes; Anguillidae. Gene Ontology annotation, molecular function: transmembrane signaling receptor activity. The transcript has 17 exons. Bases 253 to 1728 code for a protein of 491 amino acids.
CCAGCCUUGUCCUGUACAAACCGAGUGAAGUUUGCACGCUGCUGGUAGUCUUUCACCGGUGUAUCCAGCGCAUAUGCUGCAACCACAGAAACAAGGAACGGUUGCCGACUGGAUGAAAAUAGCACUGUCCACCGGGACUAUCCAAAGAGAGCAGUGGCAGCAUUAUGUCUCUGGAGAAAAUUAGUUUAUAAGCUAUUUGUUUUAACAUUUAGGUGGCAACGAGCGCGUAGUUCACGAUAUGGUUAGCGGAGAAUGGAAGCGGACGACGUGUCGGUUAGAGAGCAGAUAUUCCACGACCGAGUUCGGGAGAUCAUAAUUUGCGUCCUGCUCUUCAUCUGUCUUUACAUCCUCUCCUACUUCAUCAUCACUCACUUCAAAAAAAAUGCAGAGUUUAUGUCAGACGACGACGAGGAAGCUACUGUCAACAGAAUUGCGUUAUGGCUCUGCACCUUCACUCUGUCUGUGUCUGUGGGGGCGGUCCUACUCCUCCCCCUCUCCAUCCUGUCCAAUGAGGUGCUGCUCUCCUUCCCACACAGCUACUACAUGCAGUGGCUCAAUGGCUCCCUCAUCCACGGCCUUUGGAACCUGGUCUUCCUUUUCUCCAACCUCUCCCUCUUCUUCCUCAUGCCGUUCGCAUACUUCUUCACCGAGUCUGAGGGAUUUGUCGGCUCCAAAAAGGGCCUGAUGGGCCGCCUGUACGAGACGACGGUGGUGCUGCUUCUCCUCACCCUGCUGGUGCUCGGCAUCGUGUGGGUGGCCUCCGCCCUCCUCCACCACGACUCCGCCCAGGAGAGCCUCUACGAUAUGUGGGAGUAUUACCUGCCCUACCUGUACUCCUGCAUCUCACUGUUUGGGGUCCUGCUGCUCCUGUUGUGCACGCCCUUCGGACUGUCCCGCAUGUUCAGCAUCACGGGGAGCCUGCUGGUCAAGCCUCGGCUGUUGGAGGAUGUAGAGGAGACCGUCAGCUGUGCGUUGUUUGAAGAGGCCUCUCUCUCCAGAAAACUGACCGAUGGGACUUCCUGCUGGCUCAGCUUAAACCUGGAGGUGGUGAAGAGGCAGCUCCUCAGCGUUCAGGCCCGACGGAUCACCCUGGAGAUGAGGAGGAGGGCGUCGCCGUGGCAGCGCAACCUUGGUUACCCACUGGCCAUGCUCCUGCUGUUGGCCCUAACGGUGGUGUCGGUGCUGAUGGUGUGUUUCCACGUGCUGGAGCUGCUCAUCGAUGACAGGGCCAUGCCCAGAGGAAUGGAGGACGCCCGUCUGGGCGCCGCCUCCUUCUCCAUGUUUGGCUCUCUGGGAGCGGCGGUGCAGGUCGUGAUCAUCCUGUACCUGAUGGUGUCCUCUGUGGUUGGGUUCUACAGCUCUCGCUUUUUCACAGGCUUGCUGCCUCGUUCCCAGGACACCACCCUGACGCAGAUCAUUGGAAACUGCGUCUCUCUGCUGGUUUUGAGCUCGGCCCUGCCCGUCUUCUCCCGGACUCUGGGGAUCACAAGGUUUGACUUGCUGGGAGACUUUGGGAGGUACAACUGGCUAGGGAACUUCUACAUCGUGUUCCUGUACAACCUUGUGUUCGCUGGGCUGACGUCUGCCUGCCUCAUCAACACCGUCACCUGGGCCCUGCAGAGAGAGCUGAUACGAGCCUUCGGUCUUCACAAACUCCCUCUGAAGAUGUCCCGCUCCACAAUCCCACUCAAGCUCCUCCUGGCCAGUGGACUCUCCAAGAUUCAGUGAUGUCUCGCCAACCUCUGGUUCCUUGCUCCUCCAACCUCCAAAGGUGCAGAACCUUCCGGAAUAAUGAAUGCAAGACUCCCUGUUGGACCUCAGGACACUACUGCACCUUGUCUGCUGAGCCAAUUGGAGCACAGAAGCCUGUCGGCCAAUCGAUUGGAGGAGGUGUGCUGUCAAAGCACGCUGAAAGAGACAUUGGCUGUAGGAACUGGAAGAGAAAUUUAGUCUGGUCAAUGACUUACCUUUGGGACCAAAUGUGUUUGUUUUUUUGUUUACCGAGGCCACCGCCUGAAUUGUACUGCAGGGGGAAAAUGUGAUUCUUUGCCAAAAGGGCAUUAAGUGCUUAGUUAAGCACAGAAUAGGAAGUGCUGGGCUGUGUGACCUUUCACCCUGUUCCCUACACCAGUGCCUUGUGGGACAUUAACAAUGGCAAUAUUUAGUAGAUGGGAUUUGACACCUGUCCAAACCUAGGUCUGCAGACCUUUUUUCGAACAUGACGUCAUGGCUGUGACAUCAUUUCCUCUUCCUGCCCAGUCUAUGGAGUGUAUUGCUUUGGCAGGAAGUUUAACACGGGGCAUUUCCUAUCUGUGCAGACCUCCCCCCCGCAAUUACCCCCCACGCCUUCCCCCUUUUACCGAACUAUUUCUGUUGCCUCAGUCACUCCUCUUUACCUUACUCUUCUAGUCAAAUGCCAUUUCCUUUUUUUGUUGUGUCUUUUUCUCCGUGAUGUAGCUGAGACCUAAUCAGCAGUGUGAAGAACGUGAGGAGAAAGGGAGAUGGUGUUCGGUUUGACAGUGGUGCAGACAGGAGGCCUUCUCUGAAAGCCCUCGCUGUCUUAACGCUUCGGCAUGAAGGGACGAGGAGGCGGGGCCUGAGCGGAAGGGAAGAGAGUGGGGUUAAGGAUGGAAAACUUAGCGCUCGUCCCGAGACCUUUUAUAUCAUAAACAACGGUGCCUGUGGUGUUAGAGGGUUUGGUUAUUAUUUCUUUUAAGAAUAAUUGUCAACUUUUUAGGAAUUGUGAAAGUGGUUGCCUAUCCUCAUUGCUCGGGCCAGAUUGGAUAUUUACUUGUGGACCGCAACCUAAAACUAUAAUGUUUACACUGCUAGUGCGUGUGUGUGUUGUGUGCAUGUUGUGUGUGUGUGUGUGUGUGUGGUGUGCAUGUUGUGUGUGUGUGUGUGUGCGUGUGUGUAUAAACUAAAGUGCAAUACAAAACAUGGGAUGGUCAGGCUUGGUUUUGAAGGAUAGUGUGUGUGCAUGUGUGUCUUGUUUCUGUUUCUUGUAACCACGUGCUUAUUGUGACACACGGUAGUUGAGAUGUAUGCUUCUCUGCCAGUGUUUAUGUAGCUCUGUUGCCUUGUUUGUCUGUGUGUGCCUUUGAUUUUGCAACAUCAUCUCAUUGUAAUGAAAUCUGUGGGCUGCUGCUGUGGAAUCGAACGGGCAGUGGGGUAGCCAGGAAUUCCCGGGGUGAAAUUCCGAACCGAACUGUCAUACUUCAGCCAUUUGGGGGGUCCGGUGCUGUAGGCACAUUGACUGAAGGGGAGAGGGGGCUCUAGCUCAAAACCUACAACUCCCUCAGCUAUACCUAUGCAAACUGGAGUCUCUAGACUAGACUCUGCUUCAGGGGACACUGGUCAUUGAGAAGCCUUGUCUAGCUGGUAAAUGCAUGGGGGAAAACUCAGAACCACUACGUUCUUUGUGUUUAGUAUUUUAAGUUCUGUUAAAGAGAAAAGAAAUGAUCAAGCAGAAAGACACUUCUGCUGGAGCUGGGCUGUAGUGCUGUACAACUUUUAAAUUCACUGAGCAGUUAUUUUAAUGCUAGUGAAUUCUGUUAUCUCUUAAUAGGUUUGAAAAAAUUCGUUGUUAUCCAAAUAUGUGUAUCCUUUUUUUAAAAGUGUAAUUUGCCCCUCCCACCAAUUGUUUUACCCCCCAAAUUCCCCAUCCUCAAAUCUACAGUCGCCUCAGACAGAGUUGUUGCCUGAGUCAGCGAGCCUGCUAUGUGGACUGACAGGGUGAGGGGGAGCCAGCGAGCGGGAUGAGCGGGAACAGCAGUGCAGUCCCUGUGUGUGCUGCAGCUUCAUGCCCGUGUGCUUCUCUGCGCUGAUCACCCUUACCUGCGGCCAGGCGUACGACGGCCCUUACAUUUAACACACACGUGUCAUCACUGUCCUGCGGCAGUUUCUUUUGAGAAGUGCAGUAACUGUAGUUUGACAGGGGUGGACAGGUGCAGAUCAUGUGACUCAGAUUUACAUUUAAGGAGAGGAGAAAAGAAUAUCUGUGAAAUUUCAUUGGCUUUCAAGCCAUAAAAAAAUUCUACUGAAUGUUUUAUUUUUAAUUACUUUUUUAUUUCCAAAACUCCGAGGUUAUCAAAAGUAGGUAUGUGGGAUUAUUUUAACAUGGCAUGGAUUUGCUACAAUUUACUAUUGUUUUCAUUGAUUAAAAAGACAAUAAAUGUAUUUAUCAGUUUUCUAUAA